Molecule: messenger RNA, 955 nt
Organism: Fulmarus glacialis (Northern fulmar)
Lineage: Eukaryota; Metazoa; Chordata; Aves; Procellariiformes; Procellariidae
Product: lebercilin-like protein
Exons: 4
Biological process (GO): intraciliary transport
Cellular component (GO): axoneme
Source: RefSeq, a predicted model, not a curated record
AUGAUUGUAGGCGACGCAGUAGAGAAUACAGAAGUGAAAAUUCUCACGCUAACUAUUCUGAGGGCUUUGUCAGUGACUUGCUCUGAAACAGCUAGAAGCAGCAAAUGUUUAGAAAUACCAGGAACUGAAGAGAAGAAAACACAGAAAAAGUUAAAAAAGAAAAAGAAGAAAAAAGGACAGCUUUACUUUGAUCUGAAUGCAGGAGGAAAAAAAUUGCCAGCUGAGAAGAUACCACAUCAGAAUUCUUCAUUCUUAAGCCUGCAGAGUAGUAUGAUUUCCCAGAAAAAAAAUGCAGUGGCUCAGCGAAUAUCAUCAGCAAGACUUCACAAAAUUAAAGAGCUGAAGAAUGAAAUAUUUGAUUUACAACACAAAUUAGAAGCAUCAAGCUUAGAAAACCACGUUUUGAAACAGCUUCAGUAUCGACACUCAAAAGCAAUAGGUAGAUACGAAAAUUCAGAAAGUAACUUGCCGGAUCUUUUAGCAAGUCAUUAUAAUGAGGUGAGAACUUUAAGGAAACUCCUGAGGAUGUCUCAGGAGGACGAGAGAAAUACAUCCAGGAAGCUCAGAAAAGUUGAAGCAGAGCUGCUAAAAACUAAAGAUGCUUUGCAGGCCCUGCAUGUGCUUUCAGAAGACAAAGCUCUUGCCGAGAGAGAGGAACUUGAUCACAGAUUAUCCGUCCUUACAGAAAAAAUGGAAGUGAAUAAUAAGAGAAUACAGAGCCUCGAAAAGCAGCUGAGGUUGAACAAUAGCACCUUUAGUCGUCAGUUGGCAAAUGAGAACAAAAAAGCUGUGGAAGCUGGAAUAAUUACAAAGAACUUGCAAAUGGAAAUUAACUCUCUCCACCAAAAAAUUAAGGAAAAGGAUCGGCAGCUUUAUGUGAAAAAUAUCUAUGCAAAUUGGAUGCCUAGAAUCCCAAAAGACAAGGGUGAUUCAGUACCUCAUGAAAAAAGUAAGU